AUAAGAGAUUAUAAUUUAGUAUUUACUCAGUAUAUUAGAAUUUGCAUAUUCACUUCUAAAUUGUUUCAUUAUUUAAUUUUUUACUUUAAUGCAUUUUAUUUGAUUAAUAACGAUUUAAUUGUAAAAUCAUGGGGGUAUUCUCUAGCCGCCAAAACGCUAGAGAAGAAGAAGUUGACAGUAUUUCUAAUAACGUAUACAAAUAUCCUCCCAAGUCUGGGAACUAUUUUAGUACUCAUUUUAUAAUGGGAGGUGAAAAAUUUGACACACCUCAACCCGAAGCAUAUUUAUUUGGCGAAAAUAUGGAUUUAAACUUUUUUAGUAAAUGCCCUUCUACAUUUCCUUAUCCCCCUCCUGAAGCUGGUGAACCUACCAAACCUUUAAAAAGUUUAGUAAAUAUAAGGAAAGAAUCAUUACGCUUUGUUAAAACUGAAGAGGGAAAAUCUGUAUUUAACAUUGAAUUCAUAUUUGAUUGUGAUGCACCUUGUUCAAUCACUAUAUAUUAUUUUUGUACUGAAGAAUUUACCCCAAGUGGAGUAUCAUUUAGUUGUCGUGAUCCAUCAAUGACUUCCGAGGUGUACCAUUAUAAAAGAGGGUCAAAUCAACAAUUUUAUCAACCAUUACAUUUAUUUAAUCCAAGUCUAUACAAUAAUGAAGAUCUUAUUUAUAUGUUUAAUAAAGAAGUAAUACCAAUUGCUAUACAUUGUGUUGCUCAUGAUACUUCUGAAGAAACACGUCAAUCUCAUACCACAAUUGCAGUUGUUGAACAGUAUUCAGAUGGUUCAUACAUUUUAAAAGCUUUAAAACAAAAGUUAUUUGUAGAUGGAUUAUGUUAUUUAUUACAAGAAAUUUAUGGUAUUGAAAACAAAUCUACUGAAUUAAAAGAUACUGGUGAUGAAGAACUAGAAGAUGGUAGUUCAGAGUGUGUCAUUUGCAUGAGUGAUAUGCGAGAUACAUUAAUUUUACCUUGUCGUCAUUUAUGUUUAUGUCAAUCAUGUGCAGAUUCUUUACGAUAUCAAGCAAACAAUUGUCCGAUUUGCCGUGUUCCGUUUCGAGCAUUAUUACAAAUUAAAGCACUACAAAAAACUUUAGAUAAUAAUCAUCGAAUUGAUUUGCGUACUCCAUAUGGUUAUGAAACAGUUCCAUUAAUUGAAGCUCUUAACGGUCCAAAUUAUCAAAAAUAUAGUAACACUUCUAAAACUAUUGGCGAUCCAUUGUUAGAAUCAUCACCUGAUAGUCAGUGUACUGGUAUAAACAUAUGUACUUCCAAAUUGAGUUUAGACCGUUUGUCAAGAAAAAAAUCAUGCAGUAUAGAUUCACAUAAUGAAUCAUUUAGCCAGAGUGAUAAUUCAGUUAGUUCAAAUGUAACCAACAAUGAAAAAUCCCUAAAAGGAUCUAUCAAAGAUGAUAGUCAACUUAAACUUUCGAUUAAAUGUAAAGACAAUGUCAAAGUUAUUAAUGAAAAAGGAAAUUUAGAAGAAGAGACGCCAGAUGAAGAUAGUGAAGCAGAAAAAAUGUCUCCAUUACUUGAUUCUGACAAUACUGUUAACAAAACAUUAGAACAACCAUAUGUUCCUGUGGUUGAAAAAAAAGGAAUUAAUGUAAUAUUAAAUCAUGGCGCUGAAGAUGCUGAUUGCUACGGAGAAUGUGUGUCUCAUAUACUAUCCACUCAUCAAAAAGAAAAACCACAAUUAUCAGUUUCUCAGGAAAAAGUAUCAUUACCAGGAACUCCAAUGAGUACAGUAAGUCAACGAUCAAGUGGAGAGAGCUAUACAUCAGUAGGUUCAUCUCGUUUAUUAUUAGCUGCUUAUGAAAAAACUACUCCAGUUUAAUGUGACUUUUAUUUUUAAAUUUUACGUUUUUUCUAUAAUUUAAUAUUUUUUUCUCUAAGUUAAAUAAAUAUUUUUGAAAUUACAACUUUUUUAGAAUUAUUAUUUUUUAAAAACCAUUAUAUAUGUGGUUUUUACAAUUUCAGUUAAACAAACUUUAGUUAAUAUAAUUUAUAUUUUAACAGAUUAAUACAAACAAUAGAUUAGACUUUUUUGAAACAUUUUUAAAAAAAUUAUAAACUUUUUAUUGAUUUAUGGGUUUUGGAAUAA
Molecule: messenger RNA, 2096 nt
Organism: Daktulosphaira vitifoliae (grape phylloxera)
Lineage: Eukaryota; Metazoa; Arthropoda; Insecta; Hemiptera; Phylloxeridae
Product: probable E3 ubiquitin-protein ligase MGRN1
Exons: 12
Coding region: 129-1829 (566 amino acids)
Biological process (GO): protein ubiquitination
Cellular component (GO): cytoplasm
Molecular function (GO): ubiquitin protein ligase activity
Source: RefSeq, a predicted model, not a curated record